Messenger RNA from Penaeus chinensis, 1074 nucleotides. RefSeq names its product involucrin-like. Bases 1 to 1074 code for a protein of 357 amino acids. The record is from RefSeq and is a predicted model, not a curated record. The transcript has a single exon. NCBI's taxonomy places the organism in Eukaryota, Metazoa, Arthropoda, Malacostraca, Decapoda, Penaeidae.
AUGGCUACAGUCGAGGAGGAAGGUCGCGAGGAACACCCCAGAGGCCGGAGCAUGGAUCUAGUCGAGGAGGAAGGUCGCGAGGAACACCCCAGAGGCCGGAGCAUGGAUCUAGUCGAGGAGGAAGGUCGUGAAGAACACCCCAGAGGCCGGAGCAUGGAUCUAGUCGAGGAGGAAGGUCGCGAGGAACACCCCAGAGGCCGGAGCAUGGAUCUAGUCGAGGAGGAAGGUCGCGAGGAACACCCCAGAGGCCGGGGCAUAGAUCUAGUCGAAGAGGAAGGUCGCGAGGAACACCCCAGAGGCCGGAGCAUGGAUCUAGUCGAAGAGGAAGGUCGCGAGGAACACCCCAGAGGCCGGAGCAUGGAUCUAGUCGAGGAGGAAGGUCGCGAGGAACACCCCAGAGGCCGGGGCAUAGAUCUAGUCGAGGAGGAAGGUCGCGAGGAACACCCCAGAGGCCGGAGCAUGGAUCUAGUCGAGGAGGAAGGUCGCGAGGAACACCCCAGAGGCCGGAGCAUGGAUCUAGUCGAGGAGGAAGGUCGCGAGGAACACCCCAGAGGCCGGAGCAUGGAUCUAGUCGAGGAGGAAGGUCGCGAGGAACACCCCAGAGGCCGGGGCAUAGAUCUAGUCGAGGAGGAAGGUCGCGAGGAACACCCCAGAGGCCGGAGCAUGGAUCUAGUCGAGGAGGAAGGUCGCGAGGAACACCCCAGAGGCCGGGGCAUAGAUCUAGUCGAGGAGGAAGGUCGCGAGGAACACCCCAGAGGCCGGGGCAUAGAUCUAGUCGAGGAGGAAGGUCGCGAGGAACACCCCAGAGGCCAGAGCAUGACUACAGUCGAGGAGGAAGGUCGCGAGGAACACGCCAGAGGCCGGGGCAUGGCUACAGUCGAGGAGGAAGGUCGCGAGGAACACCCAGAGGCCGGAGCGUUGCUGACGAGGCCGGAGCGUGAGGUGGCGGAGGCGGAGGCAGCGGCGGGCAGGAGGGUGGCGCCCCAUCGCGAGGAAAUUCCGGCAUCGCGCGCCCCCGGCAAGUCAUCCUCCCGACCCGAUACUGUACCAACGCGAAGCUCCCCUUUUUUGUAG